UGGGGCAGCCCGAACUUGCGGCGGCUGCGGGCCGAGUCCGGUAGAGAGGACCCUAAUGAGUCCGCUCCCGAUCGGGGCUCAGUCUCGUCGCGCGGCUCCUGGCGGCGUGUGACUUGCCGGCCGCUGUAAGUGUUUGGGGGGCCGAGGCCCUGCCCCGCCCUCUGAGGCUGCGAAGAGGCUUCCCGCCUGGGUCAUUAUGAAGACCACAGAGCUUUCCUCGAAAGCAGCAUCUCUGCUGAAAGGCGCUGGUUCGAGGCCCUCGUCAGUCACAGCCAGGACGAGAGGCAGACCUGCCGCAGUCGCUUCGCAGUGCCUGUAGGACUUCGAGGGCCCGGAGCUGGGGUUCCUGAAUAGUACCCCGAUUUCCUCCUAUCGAGAACACAGUUCGCGUCCCUUUCCCUAACUCUGAUGUAAAAUAGAAAGGGGACCUUGGGAAGUCACCUUGCCUGUUUAGCCAUGAAGGCAGAGUCCGUGCCCCCAUUCCAGCAGACUCCAGUUGAGUCCAGCCCUAGCCUCUGUAAUCUCUUGAGUAGCUGGAAGCUGAUGGCUAUGGGGCUCUUGCUUGGCUGGCUCCUGAUUAUCCACCUUCUGAUCAAUUUCUGGCUUCUGUGCCUUCUAUCCGCAUUGCUAUUGGUGCUAGGGGGGUGGCUGGGUUCCAGUGCCAUUGAAGGGGCUUCAGGUCGCCUGCACCUGGAGCGCUUCAUCUCAGUGGCCCCCUGCCCUCCAUGCCCUGACGCGGAAAGGCAGCUGCAACAGGAGAUCAACUGCACCAUCAAGAUGAUUAUUCGGGAUUUCGUGUUAUCCUGGUAUCAUUCUGUGAGCCGGGAGCCAGCCUUCGAGAAUGAGCUGGAGUCAGCUAUGAAAGGGUUGGUCCAGGAGCUUCGGAGAAGGAUGAGCAUGGUAGAUAGUCAAGCUGUUGCCCAGAGUGUUCUGACUCUCUGUGGUUGUCACCUGCAAAGCUACAUUCAGGCAAAGAAGGCCACUGUAGGAAAGCAAAGUGGUCCAGUGGAGCCAUCCCGACUCUGGGAGGCUUACUGCCAGGCCACUGCCCCACAUCCAGCUGUGCACAGCCCCAGUGCUGAGGUCAGCUACACACGUAGCAUUGUGAAUCUGUUACUGCAGGAGCUAGUACCCAAGCCCCACUUGGAGACUCGGACUGGACGCCACGUAGUGGUUGAACUGAUUACUUGCAAUGUUAUCUUACCACUCAUCAGCAGGCUGUCAGAUCCUGACUGGAUCCACCUUAUAGUUGUAAGUGUCCUUUCCAAGGCCAGAAGUCCAACACAAGUGGCUAAGCCACUCUGCUCACCCAGUGCCCUGGAACAGCCUUCAGUGCCCACAUCUCUGCCACUGAUUGCUGAAGUGGAACAUCUGCCGGGAAGGAGACCCCCUUCCCCAGUAGCAGCCCCGGUGUACCCAAGCUGCAGUGAGCCAGAGGGGCCUUCAUGCCACUCCCCAGAGAUUGAAGAAGGCCAUGAAGCUGUAGAGGGAGAUAUGGGUGGACUGUCUGAAGAAAAAAGGGGAGUAAACAAUUCAUCUCAUUUCCUACAGCCCAAUAUUCGAGGUCCCUUAUUCUUAUGUGAAGACUCAGAGCUGGAGUCUCCACUCUCUGAACUGGGCAAAGAAACCAUCAUGCUCAUGACUCCAGGCAACUUCCUCUCUGACAGGAUUCAAGAUGCCCUGUGUGCCCUGGAGGGUUCCCAGGCUCUGGAGCCCAAGGAUGGAGAGGGAUCUGAAGGCAAUGAAGGAGCAGAAGCUGAAGAGGGUUCAAGGACAGAGACAGGCCUGCUGAACUCCUGCCCAGAGAUCCAGAUUGACACAGUGGACAAGGAAGUAGAGGAAGGAGAUGGUGCCUCUCUUACAGCUUUGCUGGAGGAGCCGGAAAAGACCUGCCCCCCACGACCUUCAUGCCUAGAGAAGGAUCUCACCAGUGAUGUGAGCACCCUUGAUCCUACUCUGCCACCGGUUCUGCUUUCCUCCUCUCCACCUGGUCCUCUUAGUUCAGCCACCUUCAGCUUUGAGCCCCUGAGCAGCCCAGAUGGUCCAGUUGUCAUACAGAACCUUCGAAUCACUGGCACCAUUACUGCCCGAGAGCACAGUGGCACUGGAUUCCACCCAUACACGCUCUACACCGUGAAGUACGAGACAGCCCUUGACGCUGAGAACAGCAGUGGUCUGCAGCAGCUGGCCUACCACACCGUGAAUCGCCGCUACCGCGAGUUCCUGAAUCUGCAGACCCGUCUGGAGGAGAAGCCGGAUCUGCGAAAGUUCAUCAAAAAUGUGAAGGGUCCUAAAAAGCUCUUUCCGGAUCUUCCAUUUGGAAACAUGGAUAGCGACAGGGUAGAAGCCCGUAAGAGCCUCCUGGAAUCAUUCUUAAAGCAACUCUGUGCCAUUCCUGAGAUCGCUAACAGUGAGGAGGUGCAGGAGUUCCUUGCUCUGAACACUGACGCUCGGAUUGCCUUUGUCAAGAAACCAUUCAUGGUCUCUAGAAUAGACAAGAUAGUGGUGAGUGCUAUCGUGGACACCCUGAAGACAGCAUUUCCUCGCUCAGAACCGCAGAGCCCUACCGAGGACCUGAGUGAGGCUGAGACGGAAAGCAAGCCCCAGACAGAAGGCAAGAAGGGCAGCAAGUCCAGACUGAGGUUCUCAUCCAGUAAAAUUGCUCCAGCAGUGAGUGCAACUGACGCGCACGGCAAGGUUCUCUACUGUGUCCAGGAAGGCAACGUGGAGUCAGGGAUCCUGUCUAUGUCUGGGAUGUUAUCCUUUAUUGAAAAACAGACAAAGUUACUGGAAAUGGAGCCAGCAGAACUCCCAGAAAAAGAUCCUGAACAAACGCCCAAAACAUGCAUGGACAGUUACCUGUCAGAUGCAACCAGACCAGCCCAAGACGUCCACAGCAGGGAUCUAGGAACAGAAACAGCGUUAGCCGACACAGCCCUGGAUCUGCUCUUCUUGCUGCUAAUGGAACAGUGGAAAUGGCUGUGCACUGAAAACAUGCAGAAAUUUCUGCGUCUUAUCUUUGGGACCCUGGUUCAGAGGGUAAGUGUGGAGCCCGGGAAACCUGUGACCAUAAAGGAAGAUAGAUUCUCUUCUAUGGAGAUGCAGGGAUGGAGGCUGCCUGAGACUGUCAGAAAGCUUUCCCUGACCACCUUGUUGUCUGCAGUCUGAAACUGUCUGGCUCUGUUCAUCUGCUGGCACAGCAGAGUCUGCACUGAGUUCCAGACGCUGCCUGUGACCCUGACGUCGUCCGUCCUUCAUGUUCCCAAGCCCCCCACUUUUCACCUGCUAUCACUGCA
Molecule: messenger RNA, 3296 nt
Organism: Otolemur garnettii (small-eared galago)
Lineage: Eukaryota; Metazoa; Chordata; Mammalia; Primates; Galagidae
Gene: SNX19
Product: sorting nexin 19
Exons: 9
Coding region: 457-3168 (903 amino acids)
Cellular component (GO): early endosome membrane; intracellular membrane-bounded organelle
Molecular function (GO): phosphatidylinositol binding
Source: RefSeq, a predicted model, not a curated record